AUGCCUCUACAAAUGCGAGUGGCCACCGAGGCCGACACAGACGCCAUCGCACGUCUAGCCAGAGCUGCGUUUGACCCUGCCACUGAUGCCAUCGCUCGGAACCUCUUUCCGAAGAGGCUGCGGCCGGCGGUGCCUGCGCCUGAGGACCCUGCCAUCGCGUGGCGGCGCACGCGCAAGGGAAUCAAAAUGCAGACGGAGCGCAUCCUGCUAAUGGUGGUGACGGACGACGCGCUCGACGGUCAGGUCGUUGGCUUCUCUAUGUGGGAGGAGCCGCUGCCCGAGGGCCAGGCGGGCGAGUCUAUGACUAAAAGCGUCGUGCCGUGCGAGACGCUGGAUGAGGAUGCGUUCCGGGAGUUGCGGCGGGCGAGCGAGGUGGCGACGAUAGACUUUCUCGGCAAGGACGGCUCCAAGCACAUGUGGUAUCUUGACUACCUGGGGGUCGACCCAGGACAUCAACGCAGAGGAAUCGGCAAGAUGUUGCUUAAUUGGGGCUUGGAUAAGGCACAGAAGCAGAACAGGGACGUAUAUUUGAUUGCAACGCCGGCUGGAAUUCCGCUAUACCAGGCAGCUGGAUUUGAAGACCUGGGCUCGUUUAUGUUGUUUGACACACCACAUAACGGCAUGAUUAAGAGGCGGGCGGCACCAUAA
Messenger RNA from Cordyceps fumosorosea ARSEF 2679, 648 nucleotides. RefSeq names its product Acyl-CoA N-acyltransferase. The transcript has 2 exons. The record is from RefSeq and is a predicted model, not a curated record. Gene Ontology annotation, molecular function: acyltransferase activity, transferring groups other than amino-acyl groups. Bases 1 to 648 code for a protein of 215 amino acids. NCBI's taxonomy places the organism in Eukaryota, Fungi, Ascomycota, Sordariomycetes, Hypocreales, Cordycipitaceae.